CGCAGUGUGCAAACCAUCGUCGACGGGACAGCAAUCGAAGGAACGCGGCUGAAGAAAGAGAGAGAGAGAAAGAGAGACAAAUAACGAGAUUUUUUCAAGCAAAUUUCCACGGAAAUCGCCGUCCAAACCAUGAGGGAGAUAUUACACCUGCAAGCUGGUCAGUGCGGAAAUCAGAUCGGAGCCAAGUUUUGGGAGAUUAUUUCGGACGAGCAUGGUAUCGAUCCAUGUGGAGCGUAUCACGGCGACAACAAUUUACAACUGGAAAGGAUCAAUGUCUACUAUAAUGAGGCGGGAACAAAUGGAAAAUACGUGCCCAGAGCGAUCCUGGUCGAUUUGGAACCCGGCACCAUGGACUCCGUACGCUCCGGACCCUUCGGACAAUUGUUCAGGCCCGACAACUACGUUUUUGGCCAGAGCGGAGCAGGCAACAAUUGGGCUAAAGGACAUUACACGGAAGGAGCCGAACUGGUGGAUGCCGUCAUGGACGUCGUGCGCCGCGAAGCCGAGAACUGCGACUGCUUGCAGGGGUUUCAGUUGGCCCAUUCGCUGGGCGGCGGCACAGGGUCCGGUAUGGGUACGCUGCUGAUAUCGAAAAUCCGCGAGGAGUAUCCCGACCGCAUAAUGAACACGUUCAGCGUGGUACCAUCGCCGAAAGUGUCGGACACCGUGGUGGAGCCCUACAACGCUACGUUGUCCGUCCACCAGUUGGUGGAGAACACAGACGAGACUUUCUGCAUCGACAACGAGGCCCUGUACGACAUCUGCUUCAGGACUCUGAAAUUGACCUCGCCCACGUACGGCGACUUGAACCAUUUGGUCUCGGUGACUAUGUCUGGGGUGACAACGUGUCUUCGGUUCCCCGGUCAGUUGAACGCUGAUUUAAGAAAAUUGGCCGUCAACAUGGUGCCUUUCCCCCGGUUACAUUUCUUCAUGCCGGGUUUCGCUCCGUUGACAGCCAGGGGUAGCCAGUCUUACAGGGCCCUAUCUGUUCCGGAACUUACCCAGCAAAUGUUCGAUGCCAAGAACAUGAUGACCGCCUGCGAUCCCAGGCACGGACGUUACCUGACCGUGGCCGCCAUAUUCAGGGGUAUCAUGUCCAUGAAAGAAGUGGACGAGCAGAUGCUAAACAUCCAGAACAAGAACUCGGGGUACUUCGUCGAGUGGAUUCCCAGCAACGUGAAGGUUGCCGUAUGCGACAUACCACCCAGAGGCCUCAAGAUGUCGGCUACAUUCAUCGGGAACACCACCGCUAUCCAGGAGAUAUUCAAACGCAUUUCCGAGCAGUUCACGGCCAUGUUCCGGCGCAAGGCUUUCUUGCACUGGUACACGGGCGAGGGCAUGGACGAGAUGGAGUUCACUGAAGCGGAGUCCAACAUGAACGAUCUGGUGUCCGAGUACCAGCAGUACCAGGAAGCGACGGCUGAGGAGGUCGAGUUCGACGAUGAAGAAGUGGGCCCCGAGGAAAUUAACGAGAACAAGGAGUACUGAGCCCUGUACCGCUUAUCGGACCCGACUGCGAAUGCGAUUCCUCGUUGCGUUGGAUAAAUUUGUUUAUGUUGUUCGUAUUUUCUUUCAAUUCUUAUGUUGCAUUUAUUAAAUGUUUAUUAUGUGUGUGUAUGCGCGUGAGCGAGCAUGGUAUUGUUAGUAAAUUUAAAACGUCCAUUAAACCAAAGAUGUUUUCGAAUACCAUUAUA
This is a messenger RNA of Sipha flava (yellow sugarcane aphid), 1694 nucleotides long. Its product is annotated as tubulin beta chain-like. Gene Ontology annotation, biological process: microtubule cytoskeleton organization; mitotic cell cycle. Gene Ontology annotation, cellular component: microtubule; cytoplasm. Gene Ontology annotation, molecular function: GTP binding; structural constituent of cytoskeleton; GTPase activity. The transcript has 8 exons. NCBI's taxonomy places the organism in Eukaryota, Metazoa, Arthropoda, Insecta, Hemiptera, Aphididae. The coding region runs from base 130 to 1488 and encodes 452 amino acids. The record is from RefSeq and is a predicted model, not a curated record.